UAGGCACCGACUCGGUGCGGGACGAGGUAGAGGCAGGUAAACGUGUACGUCUUGGGCCCCAAGAAACUAGUGAUCCAGCGGAACAAGGUCCGGGCGGAGAUCACCGUACGAAGCGGGGUACCGGCUGGUCCCUGGGACCAGGGAUUAAGGACGUGGAUUGUGACGGGUCUCGCUCCGCUCCGCUCUGCCCACCAAAGAGUUGAAGGCGGAAGAGAAAGUUCUCUCAGUAGGCGCCGAGGCUGGGGAGCCGGAACGCCUGGGGAAAGGGUGGCUGAGCGUUAGCGAGGCCAAGCGAGCGAAGUGUGACUCCGUCGGCCGUCGGGAGGCGCCAGCGAGGGGUGGCUCGGCGGCGGCGCCCCCAGGACAGCUCUUUUUGACCGAAGUACGCGGAAGCCUGGCGGGCCUGGGGGGGCCCGGGGGGAAUGGGGCUAGUGCCCUCUGCGCUGCAGAGGCGCCGGAGGGGCGGGGACAGGCGGAAAGGGCGGGGCGGGGCGGGGGCGCGGGCGGCUGUGGGCGGGGGUAGAGGCCGGCGGGGAGGGGACGGGAGGAGCGAAGGGGCCUACAGGGCUCUGCCGAAACCCUGUGUGUGAAGUCGGCGGCUGGCAGGACAGGGAUCCAGGGUGGACUGGUCCGCGAGGGAGCCCCGUCCCCGAACAGCCGGAAGAGGCCACCUGGAGGGUGGACAGAGGCAGGGAGGGCCAGCAUGCCCCCCAUGCUGCUCCCCGCCCUGCCGCUUCUCCUGGGCGCCACGCUGACCUUCCGGGCAGUCCGGCACGCGCUCUGUCGCCUGCCCCUGCCCGCGCACGUGCGGGCCGACCCCCUGCGGACCUGGCGCUGGCAUAACCUGCUCGUCUCCUUCGCGCAUUCCAUUGUGUCAGGGACCUGGGCGCUGCUGUGUAUAUGGCAGACCCCUGAGAUGCUGGUGGAGAUUGAGAAAGCAUGGUCGCUUUCUGGCUACCUGCUUGUUUGCUUCUCCGCAGGGUAUUUCAUCCACGACACGGUGGAUAUCGUGAUUAGCCAUCAGUCAAGAGCUUCUUGGGAAUAUCUCGUCCACCACGUCAUGGCUAUGGGUGCCUUCUUUUCAGGCAUCUUUUGGAGCAGAUUUGUUGGUGGGGGUGUCCUAACACUGCUGGUGGAAGUCAGCAACAUCUUCCUCACGAUACGCAUGAUGAUGAAGAUCAAUAAUGCCCAGCAUCUCCUCCUCUAUCGGGUCAACAAAUACAUCAACUUGGUCAUGUACUUCCUCUUCCGCCUGGCCCCUCAGGCCUACCUCACCCAUCUCUUCCUGGGUUACGCAGGCCAGAGGACCCUGGGAACCUUUCUGCUGGCCAUCCUGCUCAUGCUGGAUGUCAUGAUCCUUGUCUACUUUUCCCGCCUCCUCCGCUCAGACUUCUGUCCCCAGCGCAUCCCCAGCCACCAACACAAAGACAAGUUCUUGACUGAGUGAAAAAGCAGUUAGGGAUUUGUGGCAAGGACAACAAACACCGCCAAGGACAGCCUCACAGGAAUGGAGAAGAGGCUUAGCCCCUCGCCUGAGGUGUUCUCUUGGGGCCAGCCUCUCUACCAAGCCUGCUCCUACUAUUUAAAACACUAAUGAAAGAA
Cervus elaphus (red deer) is the source of this 1602-nucleotide messenger RNA. RefSeq names its product TLC domain containing 1 (gene TLCD1). Lineage: Eukaryota; Metazoa; Chordata; Mammalia; Artiodactyla; Cervidae. The transcript has 4 exons. The record is from RefSeq and is a predicted model, not a curated record. Gene Ontology annotation, cellular component: plasma membrane. Gene Ontology annotation, biological process: membrane assembly; regulation of membrane lipid distribution; phospholipid homeostasis. The coding region runs from base 704 to 1447 and encodes 247 amino acids.